This is a messenger RNA of Zymoseptoria tritici IPO323, 630 nucleotides long. RefSeq lists its product as uncharacterized. Lineage: Eukaryota; Fungi; Ascomycota; Dothideomycetes; Mycosphaerellales; Mycosphaerellaceae. Bases 1 to 630 code for a protein of 209 amino acids. The record is from RefSeq and is a predicted model, not a curated record. The transcript has 2 exons.
AUGGGCCUCAAAUCCACCCUCCUCCUCCUGGCCACCACUGCCUUCGCAGCUCCCCUCUCGGAACCCCUCCUCAAGCGCGGCAACCUCCCCACCCCGGUCUCCGCCGCCACCGCCCGCCAAUACCUCGCCCAAAUCCCCGUGGCCGCAGAGAACAACUCUCCCGCCUACAACCGCGACCUCUUCAACCACUGGAUCACCAUCAGCGGAGCCUGCAAUACCCGCGAAACCGUCCUCCGCCGAGACGGCUCGAACGUCGUGACGAACUCGGAGUGUCAGUCUACUUCCGGGACGUGGUACUCCGACUACGACGGCGCGACGUGGACGGAUGCUGCGAGCGUGGAUAUUGACCAUCUGGUGCCGUUGAGGGAGGCGUGGGUGUCUGGUGCGAAGGACUGGACGAAUGCUAGGAGGCAGGAGUUUGCUAACGACUUGACUCGUCCGCAACUCCUCGCCGUCACGGAUACGGUCAACCAGGGGAAGGGAGAUAAGGAUCCCGCGGAGUUUCUGCCGUCGAGAGUGGCGUACAGGUGUACGUAUGUGAGGGCUUGGGUGCAGGUCAAGUACUACUAUGGUUUGAACAUGGACUCGGAGGAGAAGAGUAAGGUCCAGAGUGUAUUGAACGGUUGUUAA